This is a messenger RNA of Adineta ricciae, 1977 nucleotides long. Lineage: Eukaryota; Metazoa; Rotifera; Eurotatoria; Adinetida; Adinetidae. The record is from the annotation of a GenBank genome assembly.
AUGAAAGCUAACUUAAAUUUACACGACGAAGAGAAUCACACAAAAACAGUUGUUCAAUGCAAAAGUAUGCAUUCCUUUGAAAUUAGCAACGAACCUGAUAAGGUGAUAAAAGUCGAGCGUAGAAUGUGGCUAGGUAAUAUCAACUGGUCAACUCAUCAGAUUGAACUUCACUAUGGUAUUGAUAUGUUGGCUUUUACUACCACGAUCUGCUACGAGCCUGACGUGGAUNCCAACUUAGAUUUACACGACGAAAAGAAUCACACGAAAACAGUUGUUCAAUACCAAAGCAUGCAUUCCUUUGAAAUUAGCAACGAACCUGAUAAGGUGUCAAAAGUCGAGCGUAGAAUGUGGCUAGGUAAUAUCAACUGGUCAACUCAUCAGAUUGAACUUCACUAUGGUAUUGAUAUGUUGGCUUUUACUACCACGAUCUGCUACGAGCCUGACGUGGAUUUGCACAGGUUACGUGAACAUUUUGGUACUAAUUACGUCGAUAAAUUAUUCUUUCAUAUACUGGCAUUUGAAGCUAACAAAAUUCUCAGCCUUGGUCCUAAAACACUCGAUCCAGGCCCUCAUGGUCGUUGGUUCACGCCUGCUUUUACAAAACUCUGGCAAACAAUUGGUCACAAAGUUUGGGCUCAGUGGCGUUAUCAGCACAAUUUACCUGAUUAUAAAGGCCCUCUCUUUGAUACAUUGAACGAACCUACUAGUUUAACUCCAGCAGUAAAGAUCGAACCUGGUGAUGUUGAAGUUUUGGCAUUUUGUGGUGGAGGCAAGGAUUCUUUAAUUGCUAUGACGCUUUUGCGAUCGGCAAAGAUUCCAUUUUCAACUUUGGUCUAUUCUCAUAGUAUAUAUGGUGCACUCGAAGCUCAACACUGUUUGAUUGAUAGACUGAUCGACACAUGCACACCAAUAACACGCCACAAGCAAUGGAUUAAAGAUACUUUUCUUGACACUCCUGUUUCUAACUUUUAUACGGACUAUGAAAUUGAGCACGUUCUAGCUGCUGAGACUCCAGCAUCGGUUUUUGGUUCACUACCAUUGAUACUCAGCCGUGGAUUUAGAUAUAUUAUUGUAGCACACGAGCGUAGUGCUGAUAUAGGAAAUCUCAUAUGGGAUAUCACUGGUGAAGACGUCAAUCACCAAUGGGGCAAAUCGCUUGAAGCUGAAAAGAUGAUCAACGAUUACAUUCACAAUGAGCUCAUUUUAGGUUUCACCUAUUUCAGCAUAUUGAAACCGCUAUACGAUGUAUUAAUAUUUAGUAUUUUGAAAAAUAGUAUUGGUUCGAUUCCUUUCACUCAUUCAUGUAAUGUUAAGAAACCGUGGUGUAAACGCUGUGCAAAAUGCGCUUANGACGUCAAUCACCAAUGGGGCAAAUCGCUUGAAGCUGAAAAGAUGAUCAACGAUUACAUUCACAAUGAACUCAUUUUAGGUUUCACCUAUUUCAGCAUAUUGAAACCGCUAUACGAUGUAUUAAUAUUUAGUAUUUUGAAAAAUAGUAUUGGUUCGAUUCCUUUCACUCAUUCAUGUAAUGUUAAGAAACCGUGGUGUAAACGCUGUGCAAAAUGCGCUUAUAUCUGGCUGAAUUAUAUGGCUUAUCUACCGUUUGACCUUGUCGAUGGAAUCUUUGAGAAAGAAAAUCUUCUUAAUUUACCGGAAAAUCAACUCUACUACCGUCAAAUGCUAGGUCUUGAAAAACAUACACCAUUCGAAUGUAUCGGCCAAGUGCUCGAAGUACAAUUGGCUUUUGAACUUGCUCAUCGCAAAGGAUUACAAGGUGUAGCUAUGGACAUCUAUUUAAGCGAGGUGUCGUCCGAUCAAAACUGGUUGGAUAUUAUUACUAAGUAUACUCGUGUAGCGAGUGAAGAUACGACAAAUAUGCCUCAUAGCAUUAAGAUGCGAAUAUUACCACUAAUGGAUCGUGACAGUAUUGCUGCCCGUAAACAGUUGGCCACCAUUUUAGACUUACCGAAUAUUUGA